Molecule: messenger RNA, 1221 nt
Organism: Hibiscus syriacus
Lineage: Eukaryota; Viridiplantae; Streptophyta; Magnoliopsida; Malvales; Malvaceae
Product: bidirectional sugar transporter SWEET10-like
Exons: 5
Coding region: 112-936 (274 amino acids)
Biological process (GO): carbohydrate transport
Cellular component (GO): membrane
Molecular function (GO): sugar transmembrane transporter activity
Source: RefSeq, a predicted model, not a curated record
AAGAGUAAAGAGCUAGAGCAUCACUUUGCUAACAACACAUACUCUCUCUUUUAGGAGAACAAAAUACUACACUGCAUAUACACACACACAUACAUACAUACAUACAUCGUCAUGGCUCUUCACCUCUCUUGGGUUUUCGUUUUUGGCAUUUUAGGCAACGCUGUUUCAUUCAUGGUUUCCUUGGCUCCACUGCCUACAUUUUACCAAAUAUACAAAAAGAAAACAUCGGAAGGUUUCCAGUCGAUUCCGUAUGUCGUAUCGCUCUUCAGCGCGAUGCUUUGGAUUUACUAUGCGCUGCUUAAGAAAGAUGCUAUGUUCCUCAUCACCAUCAACACUUUCUGCGUUUUCAUUCAGAUUUUUUACAUCGUUACUUACUUUUACUAUGGCCCCAAGAAGGAAAAGAUUGUGACAGUGAAGCUUAUGCUUCUCUUCAAUGUUUUCGGAUUCGGAGCUAUCUUUCUCUCGACCUUCUUCCUACCAAACCCUUCCAUACGUCUCUUAGUUUUGGGCUAUAUUUGUAUGGCAUUCGCUUUGUCAGUGUUUGCCGCGCCUCUCGCCAUUGUGAGAAAAGUGAUUAAAACGAAGAGCGUGGAGUACAUGCCAUUUACUUUAUCAGUGUUCCUCACCUUAGGAGCUGUUAUGUGGUUCUUCUAUGGCCUUUUGUUGAAAGACAUGAACAUUGCCGUUCCAAACAUUUUGGGAUUCAUCUUUGGAGUUCUUCAAAUGAUACUUUAUGCAGUAUACAGAAAACAUCCCAAGAAAACGAUUGAAGAAUCCGAUCCAAAGCUUCAAUUAUCGAACCACUCGACCGUCGUCGAUGCUACCAAGCUCGGCUCCAAUGUAUGCUCGGAUGUACACGUCUUCGUUCCUCAACUGAUCUACUCGAACAACAACAACAACAACAAUGGAAGGGAUGAUGCUUUGAACAAAGUUUAAAAAAAGUUAAUGCACAUUGUGGUGUGGGUGCUAUGAAAAGCGGUUUCCACUUAGAGAUGUCUUGAGCAUAAUUACGUGUUUAAUUUUGCAUGGGAAAACCUGAGAUGUAGUUAACCCAUGCAAAAAGAUAGCUUUAUUUUCAAAAAGAAUAAUGUCGUUUAAUUGCUUUUUCUUUCCGGUAAACACCGUGAAAUCUUUGUCUCUCUUUCUCAUCUCAUAUGUAUUCUGCAAUUUGCUCCAUGGAUACUAUUUUAUUAAUGACAUGUCUAUAUUCCAUAUUUAUCA